AUGAAAAUAUUUAUUAUUGCUACAUUAGCUUUGAUCAUAUACAUUGCAAUUGAUCUUAUAUUCGAUUAGCAAAUGUGGGAUGCAAACACUACUUUAACAAUCUAUUUGCAAUCAAAUUAAUUCAAUGGAGAAAAAGACAUGUUCCUAGUCUUCUCCUAUUCUCUCUAUGUACUUCCAAGUAUAGCAGGAAUUGCUUUUCUAAUCUUGAAUAAUAAACUUGGUGCAUUAUUAUAUGGUGGAAUGAUACUAUUUUCAGUAGCAUCUAAUUGCUUAUUAAAAAACAUCUAUCAUUAGGCAAGACCAUUCUUUAUUGUUGAAGAUAUUGAACCUUAUGAAUGUAACAAAGAAUUUGGAAAACCUUCAGGUCAUGCUAUGACAUCUUAGGCAAUGUGUUUUUUAUUACCAUCCAUAUUAUUUCCUGCUAUCUGGAAAGAUUAACCAAAGUAUUAUAAUUAAUAGCUAUAGCUACAAGUAUCCAUUAUACAUCAGGUUUUUAGUUAUAUUUUUAAUUACUUUUUGGACAUUCAUGACUGGAUUUUCUAGGGUAUUCAUGGGAGUUCAUUCAUUUGGUUAGAUUAUUUUAGGUUGGGCAUAUUAAGCAUACAUUUCAAUUAUUUACAUGAUAUAUUUCCAUCAUCGUAUUCUAAAUUAUUUCAAACAAUGUUUAUAAGUAGGAUAAUAAGGAAUUUCUAUUAGAGUAAUUAAUGUGGCUGGUUUGAUAGUAUUCAGUUGGACUUGUGUAGCCAUUCUAUUUCUAGAAUUAAAUAGAAAUGUAUUUAUAACUCCUGCUGUAGCAACAUAAUGGAUGACAGCUGUUUAUUAAAAAUGUGAAAAUCAAACUACUCUAUACACAAUUCAAAGUCCUUCAGUUUUAUAAAAUAUAUGUUUCAGUAUGUCUUUAUACAUAUGGUUUAUGUUAAGCUUUGUUUUUGGAAUUAAACUAAGCAAAGGAAUUUAUUUAGAUAAUCAAUUCAGAAUUAAUUAUUAAAAACUAUCUUUUUGGAAAAAGACACUAAGAAUUCUAGUCUUAAUUAUCUUACUUGCCCUUUUGAUUCCAUUCUACUUUAUUAAAUUUAAUGCUGUUUAUGCAUAAGCAUUUGGCUAAGUAAUAUACUCUAGAAUUUAGGUUGUUCCAGUAUCUAUUCUAGGUGGAUUAUUUAUUACUGUUGCAUACUAAAAAUUACUGAGUCUUUUUUAAAUCUCUGUCCCAGGAGACUUCUUAUAAAUUAUCAGUAGUCAAGCAGUUGCAUCUGAUGGGUAUUCUAGUUUGCUACUAAAUAGAAUGUCUUUUGAAAUGUAAGCCAAGAGUUCUUGAUAUAUAUAAAAAUAUGACUUCAUUAUCA
Molecule: messenger RNA, 1343 nt
Organism: Paramecium sonneborni
Lineage: Eukaryota; Ciliophora; Oligohymenophorea; Peniculida; Parameciidae
Source: the annotation of a GenBank genome assembly